Messenger RNA from Paramuricea clavata, 480 nucleotides. NCBI's taxonomy places the organism in Eukaryota, Metazoa, Cnidaria, Anthozoa, Malacalcyonacea, Plexauridae. The record is from the annotation of a GenBank genome assembly.
AUGAAAAUCAGAGUGAAACACGCAAGAUCGAUGAAGCGGAAAUGGCGGGAAUCUUGCAACGCUUCGGAAAUUCAUUGGAAAAGCUGGCUAACAACUCAGACUUCUACAUUCCAAAACAUACAGGAUGAUCUUCUUUUGCGUUUUGACGACAAUGGCAGCGACGGCAAUGCAGAAAUUACGGAAUCCAGGGAUGGAAAUAUGCUUGAUGUGGAAUCCACGCUCGACCGUGCGCUUGCUCAACGAGCGGAAUUGGGUGACACAGCAAACAAUGACAGUUCUGUGUUACGCCCUGACUCAGGGCCACAGAGCCCUGUGGUGGAUAGCCUGACCCAGGCCUUUACACCACAGAAAGCAACAUCACCCCCAAUUGAGGGCCAGAUUGCUGAACUCAUUAAUAAUAUACUUGUUGGGGGUUUAUUGGCCGAAAUGGUCAAGUGGAGAAGCAUCCACCUCCAGAAAACUGUGAAAACUUGUCCGUGA